AUGCUUCGCUCAAGCACUGGACUUUAUAUGCGACACAUAGGUCAAGAUGUGCCGAAGCGUCAUACUCACUUCGUCCUAGAGAGUAGACUGAUGUACGAGAAAUCUUUUCGUGACACUUGGUUGCAUAGUGUUUGUCGUGCUGUCUCUCAACUUGAUGAGCCAAUAUCAAAGAGCGUCUCGGGCACCCAUCAAAAAAUGUUGCAGCGCAAAGUUACAUGCUUCCAGUAUAACCAAUACGGUUUGUUUAAAGUACCAUAUUAUCGUCUGGCUAAUGUUGAUCGCUAUCAUGCUGUACAGGGUAUUCCUGGGACGCGGGACUGGGUUCCUUACGCCAAUGUGUCGUAUUGGACAAUGAAUAAAAUGGUGCGUAGUGGUAACUUGUUAGUGCAUCGAGUGCAUUAUACUGGAUGGGGUACAGAUACUCACCUUAAGAAGGGUGGAUGGGAGCAUCGAUGGAAUAAAACAAUGCAGCGUAAUGCUCUUCAAUAUACUCGAAUAUAA
This is a messenger RNA of Trypanosoma theileri, 501 nucleotides long. RefSeq lists its product as uncharacterized. Lineage: Eukaryota; Euglenozoa; Kinetoplastea; Trypanosomatida; Trypanosomatidae. The record is from RefSeq and is a predicted model, not a curated record. Bases 1 to 501 code for a protein of 166 amino acids. The transcript has a single exon.